GGGAGGUCCUUUGAAUGCAAGUGGCGCGGUGUGGAAACUGUUUCAUUCUGAGCUGUUGGUUUUUUCGUCAUGCUGCUUGUUUGACAUUUGUUAAUGCAUGUAUUCAUAAGCUUUGCCUAACUAACUCGUUUCGGUCAAUGUGCGGAAGCGUUGUUUCCAGCUAAGUUCGAUUAUGUUUCCGCAGGGGGAAAAUCACUGGUUCAUUCGUAAGGUUGUUUGGUGGAGGGCUGCUGCCAGCACUGCAUGGUCAGUGUUGCUGUUACCAGUCACCACAGCUUUGUUGGUAGUUUUGAGUCAAGCUACUUUAUUGCAUCCUAUCCAGUGGAUAUCUGAAUCCACAAGUCUCCUGUCUAGCUCCUCCAUCAUUUUCUCUCUCCUCAUCCUCACUCUGGUUGUGCUGUUGGUUGGGUUCUUCAACCUGGAAUAUUACACUGUGGUGCCCUCCAUCCCUUGCACCAGGAUAGCCCUGUUGGGAAAAGUGCUUCAUCCCCAGCAGUUUGUCCAUUCAUUGGCCCAUUGCAUGAUGGGCAUGGUGAUGGCAUGGUGUGCUUCUGUAAUGAUCGGGGGGAGAUAUAAGUUAAUAGCCACGCCAUGCACUGAGGAUAGAGGUGGCACUGCUCAUCACAUGUGUCUAAAUGAGUAUCAUCUCUUCUUGAUGUUGGCUGGAGCCUUUAUGGGAUACAGUUACAGUCUUCUUGGACUGGUUAAAAAUAUGAACUACGUUUCAUUUCACACCGUACAGCAAUUCAAGUACCUGCGUUUCAAGGGAGCUCUGCCUCUGGUUGUGAAGUACAGUGCAAUUCAGUCUUUAUAUUCAUUACGGAACUAUUGCAUUUUCUAUUUUUUCCUGGGAUAUGUUCCCAGAGCCUGGAUCUGUACCACAAUGAACCUUCAUAAAAACAGCUCUGUCAAUGCCCUGGACACAGUGGCUGGACUCCUGGACUUCUCCUUGCUUUACCAUCUAUGGAUCAGUAGCACCUUCCUCUUUGUCAUCUGGUACACCACAAUGCUUCUCUUCAAGAUAUACAUCACUGAGGCAUACAGUGUCCCUGUGCAGUCAUCAUUUUCUGAGGAGACAUUCCAAUGUCUACCUGCAGUUUUAAGUGGCAAAGAAACAAUCAUUUUAAAGUUUUUAGCCCUACAAGACUUGGCUUUGUUGUCUCAACACUCCCCAUCAAGAAGACAAGAAGUCUUCAGCCUGAGUCAGCCUGGUGGUCAUCCUCAUAAUUGGAGUGCCAUAUGUAAGGAGUGUAUGUCUCUUAUCAAUGACCUCACUCAGAGGCUGGUGGCUUACCAUGAACUUGUCUCCUCCAAUGGGAGGGCCAAGUCACAGUCCACCACCAAAGAUCAGAAGUCCACCUCCUCAGACGGCUCAGUGUCAUCAGGUAUGGAAGAACUGGCAAAAACUCCCUGGGUUACUGAGGCAAUCAAAACCCCUGGAGUUGUGUCCUUAAGAUCUGUGACAAGCAUGUCCAGCCCCCAGGCAGCGAACAUCGCCACCAAGUCUGAUGGUCCCUUUGCUUCUCCUGUCAUGAAGCGCCUGGUGGGGGUGCAGGACCCCUUCUCACCCUGGUAUGGCUCAGUUCAGAGCCCUCAUAUGACAAGGAGGAGGCCCAAACUGUGGACUUCCUCUACGGAGUCUCCUCUAAAUGGCAGUCCUUUAGCUUCCCCUGCUCAAGCGCCCAUUCCUACUCCUGACUCCAACAAGCCAGGCUUCCUCUCCCUGUGGGUCCAUAACAGACGGGAGCAGGUUAAAAAUUUCUUGGCUAAGCGAGUACUGAUAAUGUACUUAUUUAAUAAGCUUCCAGAAGCCUCCAGUCAAGCCCUUUUUGCUGACAGUCAAGCUCACAUUUGGGCAUUGGAAGCCUUGUCCCAUCUAGUUGCGGCCUCGUACACAGAAGACCGGUUUGGUGUGGUGCAGACUACAUUUUCCAGUAUACUGAGCUGUAUGUUGAUUUUGCAAGAGGCUGUGGACAAACACUUCAAGUUGCCACAUGCCUCCAGCAAACCUGUAAGGUCUUCCUUCAACCUUGAGGAUACAACCUACAAAACUCUACGUUUCGCACUGAGAGCUGCCCUGAAGACUGCCAUCUAUAGGAUUACAACCACUUUUGGCCAGCACAUCUAUGCUGUGCAAAUGUCAGCAGAGCAUCGAAAGAGGCUCCAACAGUUCAUGGAAUACAAAGAGUAAUUCUCUGCCAUACCAGUUUGUGCCUUGUUUCAGUCAGUGUUUAUUUGAGUUAUACAUAUUUUUCUGUCUUGAGUUACAAUUUACAAAUUUCAGAGUAAAUCUAGUCUCUUGUAUGAUUGGAUUGGUAUUACAGAGAUGAGAUCGGUUUGAUUUGCUCUUUUUACAAAUGAUGUUUACUUUCCCAACUGUAUGUAAUCUUGGAAGUGUAUGCAUAAAAAAAAACCUUCUUUGUCUGUGUGGCUUGAAAUUAAAAUGAACAUUUUUCCAGAAUUUGGAUAGGUUUAUUUUGAAAGUUUCAUGGACAAGCUAAUAAGUAAUCUACUUUAUGUACAUAUGCCACUUAAAUGUCUUGAUCUUGCUCAUGCCACAUAUGCAGACUGGAAAACUGAAUAAAGUUGUCAUGGUUGAGGAAAAAGCUAAGUUAAUUUUAGCCCCCAUUUGUCCAGACCAUUGUCUAGAGGUUUUAACCAACGGAACUCACAUCUACUGGUUCUUGUAAUCACACUCAUUGGAUACACAUGUAUUCUGCCGUGAUGUGUGUAAUGAAUAAGAAGUAAAUCUUACAUAUCUUAUCAGCAGUGUUAAAGAAGCCAUGAAUUUCAAUUCUUCACUUAUUUAUUUUAAAAUAUUGCGGGGUUUUUGGCUUAUGAACAAAUGAACAAAUUGAACAAAUAACUUGCCCCUCUGCAAUAGUGUGAACUAAUAUUUGACUUACUGUUUAUUUUCUGUUUGCCUUUGAGCUGUCCUGUCCAUAUUUUUGUCAUUUAUCAACUAUAUACUGUUUUUGUGACCAGAAUGUUGAAAAAUCCAAAUGUUAAGUUUCUCCAUUCAACUUCAUCAAACUUCAAUAUUGUUCUCUUGGUCAUUUUUUUUGGAAUGUUUAAUAAGAAUUUUUAGUGUUGAAUGGGGCUAACGAUAUUCAUUGUGCAAAAAUGACCAUUGAUAUUUGUUCCCUCUGAUUAAAAAUAAUACUUAAUUUUA
Conger conger (European conger) is the source of this 3172-nucleotide messenger RNA. It is a transcript of the gene ndc1, whose product is annotated as NDC1 transmembrane nucleoporin. Gene Ontology annotation, cellular component: nuclear pore transmembrane ring. The record is from RefSeq and is a predicted model, not a curated record. NCBI's taxonomy places the organism in Eukaryota, Metazoa, Chordata, Actinopteri, Anguilliformes, Congridae. The coding region runs from base 173 to 2191 and encodes 672 amino acids. The transcript has 18 exons. Gene Ontology annotation, biological process: nuclear pore organization. Gene Ontology annotation, molecular function: protein-macromolecule adaptor activity.